AUGGUCGGUUCCGUGCUUCUGCCUAGCCCGAAUUUGAUGGACACUCACUCACGGGGACGACCCACCACCUCUCCUUCUUCCCCUGCCUUGCCCAAUCAAAGCCCGGAUGGCUUCAGAGAGUCUCUUGCCGGCAUCUACGCUGCCGGUCAAGCCCUCGUUCCACCACCUACGGCAUCUGCCGAUCCGAAUGCAACAGCAUCAUCACAUCUCCCACUGCCUCCUCCCCCCACUCCCUACCCGUUCGAAUCGUUGAUUCAUUGGCUCACAAGGGUGCACAAUAUGAUCGUGACUCACACAUCCACCAAUCCUGCCCCGCUCUCUCCUCACACAGUCGACGUUCUCACCACCAUCUCGUCGUAUCUGAGGCAUGUCGCGGAGGAAGCUCGAGCGACGGAGAACAGUCUGAAGUUGUUGGUGAGCGACCUUGAAGACCGAGUAGGGGAGCUCGAGGAUGAGAGUCGGAUGCGGCAGGCGCGAGAGGCUGCCUGGGAGGAGCGGUUGAGGCGGCUCGAGGAGGCCGAUACGAGUGGGGGGGAUCGCAAGAAAAGGAAGAAGAAGAAGGAAGAUUUGGACGUGAGCAAGGAUGAGAGAGCUUACGUGAAAUAUCAUAUGAACACCCUCAUCCAUCGCUUCUUCUCAGAGACCGUCGAAGACAGCGACGGCAAUGUCCUCCGGCUUCACGUCAGCUCCGAGAGCAAGAGGUGGCCCGAAGCCACGGACGACGGUGUUCUGGGAGAUGGUGGGGAGGAGGACGAUCAUGAUGAGAUGGAAGAGGACGAAGGUGAGGGCGCAGUUGAGAGCGGCCAAAGACGGAAGUCAGCGGGCAUAGCAGGAAUGCUAUGA
This is a messenger RNA of Cryptococcus amylolentus CBS 6039, 843 nucleotides long. RefSeq lists its product as hypothetical. The record is from RefSeq and is a predicted model, not a curated record. Lineage: Eukaryota; Fungi; Basidiomycota; Tremellomycetes; Tremellales; Cryptococcaceae. The transcript has 3 exons. Bases 1 to 843 code for a protein of 280 amino acids.